Molecule: messenger RNA, 1234 nt
Organism: Haplochromis burtoni (Burton's mouthbrooder)
Lineage: Eukaryota; Metazoa; Chordata; Actinopteri; Cichliformes; Cichlidae
Gene: tmem150b
Product: transmembrane protein 150B
Exons: 6
Coding region: 240-965 (241 amino acids)
Source: RefSeq, a predicted model, not a curated record
AAAAGCUAACAGAGAGCUACCAUUCAACCUGCAAUCAGUCAUCCCUCAUCACAGAGUGAGUACAAAUGCCUCCUCUUUCACUCAUUGUUACUCUAACUUAAUGUUUUGGUGUUGUAAAACUGUUACUUUUAGCCACGUCUUCUGCUGUAGUCGAUAUGUUCUUUAAUAGGUUUCUUUUUUACAGUUCAAACUUUGUUUUGUAGAGAAGGUUGCUUUGAUUUUGUUGUAUCUAUCUCCACAUGCUCUAUAGCAGCAUGCCGCUGUGGGCAUUGCUCCCCGUCUGCCUGGCUUUCUUUGGCACUGCAGGCAUUUGGACUGUAUUUGCAGUAGCUGUAACAAAUGGAUCAGUCAACCUAACAGAGGGAAUCCCGUACAUCAGCCAGUGUGGCACUUACAACCCACAGAGCUGUCUCUUCUCCCAGGUCUGCAACAUCUGCUGCUUUUUAGCCCUGUGGGUCGUGGCGAUCCGUUUCCAGCAGGUCAGAGACUAUGGUGAUCACGGAAAAGGCAACAUUGCCAGCAUUGUUUUAGGAUUCACCUCCUCCAUAUCGAUCUCCGUCACCGGGAACUUCCAGCAAUCAGUUUUAAUGAUUAUUCACACUGUGGGAGCAGUCCUGGCUUUCUUCCUUGGCCUGGCCUACUUCUGGGUACAGCUGUAUCUAACUUAUCGGGCUCAACCAUCGCAGGACCGAUGGUGGGUGGGGCCUGUCAGGGCGACCUUCUGCAUCAUCUGUACCGUCACGGUUAUUGUUAUGUCCAUUCUCCACAUCACAGGCUUUUCCUCUGGAGCUGCUGCGUGUGAAUGGAUUCUGGUGAUGUCGUUCUUCUGCCUCUUUGGCCUUUUUGCAGCCGAGUUCAGACACAUUGACUGCCACAGCCUCACCGUACAGAAGCAAAUGUUUACGAAUGACCGCAGCCACGCAUCAAUAGAAAUGAACGGUUAUGUUAUAAAUACAAUUAGCUAAAAACACUGUACUGGAUCUGUGUGCUGUACACAUGGUUCAGAAUGCAUUAUGUUCGGUUAUUAUAUAUAGAACUGCUUUUUAAUUUAUUUGCAUGUUUUCCAUUUUGAACACUCAGUACGGCAGAUCUGUUUCAUGAUCUAUGACAGCAUCUUUUGAUGCAAUUCAUCAUGUUUAUGUCAUUACUAUCAUUAGUAAAUUACUUUACUAUUACACAGUCAACUACCAUACGGGCAGAAUUUUCUAUUUAUAAAUUUUUAGAAGAAUUUCAA